Molecule: messenger RNA, 3214 nt
Organism: Anopheles coustani
Lineage: Eukaryota; Metazoa; Arthropoda; Insecta; Diptera; Culicidae
Product: zinc finger protein 436-like
Exons: 4
Coding region: 143-2515 (790 amino acids)
Cellular component (GO): nucleus
Molecular function (GO): zinc ion binding
Source: RefSeq, a predicted model, not a curated record
CCCUUAACUAAAUAGAGGCGUAUGUCUGCAAGUUAGCUUGCGAAGGACCAGGAAGCUGGAUUCAAAAGCCGUACUGGAGUAAAUCCUCGCAAAUCCUCCAUUUCGUGCAAAUCGGUUGAGAUUUCAGUUUUUUAGUUUCAAAAUGCCAUUGGCAUAUCAGUGUGAAGUGGUCGAUUGCCAUGUGAAUCGCAACUGGGCCAGCAAGCAUAAUAGAAAAAUCCCAUUUCACAAAUUUCCCGUGAACAAAUAUCUGAAUACGAAGUGGGCAGCUUUUGCGAACGAGACUGCCAGCUGGAAACAAUCGAAGAGAUCUGCAAUAUGCUUGAUGCACUUCAGAGAGCAGGAUUACAUGGGGACUUCUGAUGCAAAUAAAGAAACCUGUGGAAGGCUGCGUGCCUGUGCGAUACCAUCGAUCCAGCACAAUAUUUCAGUAACACAACAAGAAGCAGACUACCAAGAAACCUUUUCCGAUGCAUGCCAUCAAGAAGCGAUGAAUCCAAUGCUUUUGAAGUACCGUGAUCAAUUCUGCAGAACGUGUUUAAAGUACUGCAAAGACAAUUCUGCAAUGACGGAUUCGAUCAACUCUAAAAUAAAUAACAUCACUGUUCUCGAUAUGCUUGUACAUCUCACGGCGUUCGAAACAGAUGAUAAUGAUGCAUUCCCAAGCGUCAUUUGUUUGGAAUGUAAAACAAAAUUAAUAAAGGCGUUUAACAUACGCCAAGCGUUCAUCGCCAAAGCAGAAUAUUUGGUCCAAAUGGUUGCCGAAGAAAAACUUGUGGACUACUUUAAUACUGCUAUAACUAAGGCUCAAACAUUUAAUAAGCCCAAAUCACCAAAGCGAUUCAUUUUUACUGACAUAAAUCAAGCACAUAAAAAUCUUUCAAUCGAACCUCCAGUUGCGAUCCAAGGUCCGACCUCACAAAGCAACCCCGGAACAUUGGACGAGAAAAAUGUGGAAACAAUCAAACAGUACAUCGCACAGCAAGAUAAAUCCGAUCUCAAUGAUCAUUCAUGUUACACCAAGAUUGCCGAAAACGAAGAUCCUGAUAAAAACGAUGAUGUCGAUCAGCAAAUUGGUCCCGAUGAAAGUAAAGCGGAAACGGAGGAUAUUUGUACACGCAGCAACACACCAGAAAGUCAAUCUAAUGAAAAUCAGGAACAAAACGACGCUUGGCAUAAAUUUAUGGCCGACUGUGAAAAGGAAAAAUCUAUUAAACGAAAGCUAAAGGCUGAACAGCGACGAGCGCUCAAUUCCCAGCAAGGUAAACGGAUCAACAAAGAAAUACGACAGUUGGAAGAAGAAGCUCUCCGAUUAUUUCCACUUACCACAUGUUACGUAUGCGACAAACAACACAAUUCAAUAAUGGAAUGCGAUUUUCACAUGCGGGAACAUAUCCCUAUGCUCCCUUACCAAUGUAAUGAAUGUAUGGUGGAAAACAACCAAAGCGAUGCAACAGCGACUGGCGAAAAAUUUCGCCCGUUGGUAUUGAAAACAACGAAUCUGUUAAACCUACAUUUCAGGAUGCAUCGAUUGCCGCACAAAUGUGACAAAUGUUAUCGACAGUUUGAAACGAUAUCAAGGAUGAAACGUCACCAGAACAACACUCAUAAUUGUGGUGAAAAUGGGUUCACUUGCGAAUAUUGCGGAAAGCAAUAUUUCCAUAAAAUAUUCUUCAGGAAACAUGUGCGCACUCAUCGAUACGUUUUAGAUGGUUUUUUCAAAUGCUCGUUCUGCGAUCGUACGUUUGGUGUGAAAAGUUCCCUCCAACGGCAUGAAGCAUCCCACACUGGCGAGAAAAAGUAUAAGUGUAUGUACUGCGAAAAAUCUUUCAGCACGUCGUAUAAUCGGCUCAAUCACCAUAGAAUUCACACUGGAGAACGACCUCAUAAGUGCCUUGAGUGUGGUCGAGCAUUUGCUCAAAGUACCGCACUCUUAAAGCAUACGUGCACACCUGGUCAGGUGAGACCUUCGAAAUUACGAAAUGAUUCGGGGCCCCCGCUGCUUCCCAGCAAGGAUGGUCGUUGUCCAUACCCAGGGUGUGACUAUACGGCUACCACAUACGGUGCAAUGUAUGUGCACAAGCGCACGAAACAUACCACUUUGUAUCAAUGCAAGAUAUGCAACAAGUCGUAUGGUUUCGCGAAUCAAUUGAACGCACACUUGAGGCUGCACACGGGCGAAAAACCGUAUCAAUGCAAUUUAUGCGAACGAAGCUUUCGGGAUUUGCAAAUUUAUCGGCGACAUUUAAAAACGCACACCACCGAUACCAGCUUUGCCUGCGAGAUCUGCCAGAAGAGCUUCAAACUGCCGCAAUAUCUGCAGGCACAUAUGCAGACCCAUUCAUCGGAGCGCAAGUUUUCGUGCGAAAUUUGUGGAAAUUGCUACAAAACAAAAGGUGAACUAAAGAAACACAUUCAACGCAAACAUGGUGACGAGAAUAAUGAUAGCAGAAAUGAAGAUGACAUAAUCAUUAAAGUAGAAUUUUGCGAGGAAGUACCUACAUCUAACGUGUAGAUAUAGCAAGUCCAUAGAUAUAGCUAAUUAUUUUAAAGUUAUUGUAAUUUUUCAUGCUUGUUUUUGUAGUUUCAUAUAAACUUGUAGUAGGUUUACACUCGUUUGACCUUCGACGGUAUGCUUAAUUGUACAGAAAAAUAAGACAUGCUAUCAUACUUCCAGGCUUAAUCUUAAGAUAGCAAAUUGAGUUCCAGCAAUGCAUCAGAGCGGAUCGUUAGCAGUGCCCGGGGUUAGCGAAACUAAGGUUAUCUUACAGCACGACCGCGUGGUAACGGCGAGCUGGAGCUCAAGUCAGAUAAAUUCUAGCCGCCGCACAUCUCGUACUGUUUGAGUAAUCAAGAGGAUUACGAGUUUCGUGCGAUCUGACAAACGGAAGGAAAUAUUCCUUUCGUGACGGCGGGUGAACAGCCACAAUUUGACUGCGCACUAGCGUGGUUGGUUAGCAGUGCUCCUGGCCGCAUGGUGGCAGUCAAAAUGUGACGCCUACAGUAAAUCAGAUUAAUCACAGAAAAUCAGGACAUAUGGCCUUAGUAGCCGAUCCUUAACCAUUAGAGGUCUAUGUCUCCAGGUUAGCUUGCGAAGGCCCAGGAAGCUGGAUUCAACAGCCGGCUGGAGUAAAUCCUCGCUGAAGAAGAAGAAUAAGAAGAAGAUUGCAAAUUAUGUCGAGGAAAAAAGUCAAUAAAGAGCGAAAUUAUAUGU